AUGCUGGUGGAAGCGGAGGGGGCCGGCCGGGUGCCUCCGGAGCUCGGCUGGCAGGGCCCGGCGGGGCGUGUGCGGCUGCUGGUGCAAGCCCCCCCGCCCCACCCCUCCCCAUGCAGCCCUGGCAGUGCCUCCGGCGCUUUGCCCUGGCCUGGUGGGAGAGGACAGCGGAGGGCAGAGCCCGAUCUCCCAGGGAGGAGGCCGGACCAAGGGACCCCGGGGGCCGAGGGGAGCCAGGAAGGCCCUCCCUUUGUCACCUCCCACCUCUGCUCCUCCCUGAAGUGUCCCUCCCUGACCACCUCCAGGCUUGCCCCUCUGAUCACCACAGAUGUCUGGUGCCUUAAAGCCCAGCAGCCUGGGGAUGGUGGCGUGGUGACAGAUCCGGAGCGGAGCAGCCCCCCCAUGCUGUCUGCAGACGAUGCCGAGUACCCGCGGGAGUACCGGACCCUGGGGGGCGGGGGCGGCGGGGGCAGCGGGGGCCGGCGCUUCUCCAACGUGGGGCUGGUGCACACGUCCGAGCGGCGGCACACGGUGAUCGCCGCCCAGAGCCUGGAGGCGCUCAGCGGGCUCCAGAAGGCGGAUGCCGACCGCAAGCGCGAUGCCUUCAUGGACCACCUGAAGAGCAAGUACCCGCAGCAUGCCCUAGCCCUGCGGGGUCAGCAAGACAGGAUGCGGGAGCAGGUUGGCGGCUGGACCGUGGACCCCGUGUGCCUUCUCAGCUCCCUCUGCUCCCACCUCCACGGCGACUCCGCCCCCUCCGGGGCUGGCCAGCCGGCCCAGCAGCCAAACUACUGGAGUUUCAAGACCCGCAGCUCACGCCACACUCAGGGAGCCCAGCCUGGGCUGGCAGACCAGGCGGCCAAGCUGUCGUACGCCUCGGCCGAGUCACUGGAGACCAUGUCAGAGGCCGAGCUCCCCCUAGGCUUCAGUAGGAUGAACCGCUUCCGACAGAGCCUACCCCUCUCCCGCUCAGCCAGCCAGACCAAGCUGCGCUCACCAGGGGUGCUGUUCCUGCAGUUCGGGGAGGAGACUCGGCGCGUGCAUAUCACGCACGAGGUUAGCAGCCUGGACACGCUGCACGCACUCAUCGCGCACAUGUUCCCGCAGAAGCUCACCAUGGGCAUGCUGAAGUCGCCCAACACAGCCAUCCUUAUCAAAGAUGAGGCUCGCAACGUCUUCUACGAGCUGGAGGACGUCCGGGACAUCCAGGAUCGCAGUAUCAUCAAGAUCUAUAGGAAGGAGCCACUCUACGCCGCUUUCCCUGGCUCACACCUCACCAACGGGGACCUUCGGAGAGAGAUGGUGUAUGCGUCGCGGGAGUCGUCGCCCACGCGGCGCCUCAACAACCUGUCGCCAGCGCCACACCUGGCCUCAGGCUCUCCGCCGCCGGGGCUACCAUCAGGACUGCCGUCGGGCUCGCCGUCGCGCUCGCGCCUCUCAUACGCCGGGGGGCGCCCGCCCUCCUACGCCGGCAGCCCGGUGCACCACGCGGCUGAGCGGCUGGGAGGCGCCCCCGCCGCCCCGGGCGUUAGCCCGAGCCCCAGCGCCAUCCUGGAGCGGCGCGAUGUGAAGCCGGACGAGGACCUGGCGGGCAAGGCGGGCGGCAUGGUGCUGGUGAAGGGCGAGGGCCUCUACGCCGACCCCUACGGGCUGCUCCACGAGGGCCGCCUGAGCCUGGCGGCGGCCGCCGGGGACCCGUUCGCCUACCCGGGCGCCGGUGGCCUGUACAAGCGCGGCUCGGUGCGCUCGCUCAGCACCUACUCGGCCGCCGCGCUGCAGUCCGACCUGGAGGACUCGCUGUACAAGGCGGCGGGCGGCGGCCCGCUCUACGGCGACGGCUACGGCUUCCGCCUGCCGCCCUCGUCGCCGCAGAAGCUGGCCGACGUGACCGCGCCCCCGGGCGGGCCCCCGCCGCCACACAGCCCCUACUCGGGGCCGCCCAGCCGCGGCUCGCCGGUGCGCCAGUCCUUCCGCAAAGACUCGGGCUCCUCGUCGGUCUUCGCCGAGAGCCCCGGAGGCAAGACCCGCAGCACCGGGGGCUCCUCGACGGCCGGAGCGCCCCCUUCCGAGCUCUUCCCCGGGCCUGGGGAGCGCCCGCUCGUUGGAUUCGGGCCGCCUGUGCCAGCCAAGGACACGGAAACCAGGGAGCGCAUGGAGGCCAUGGAGAAGCAAAUUGCCAGCCUCACAGGCCUGGUGCAGAGUGCCCUACUGAGAGGUUCGGAGCCUGAGACCCCCAGUGAGAAGAUUGAAGGCUCCAAUGGAGCAGCCACCCCCUCAGCACCCUGUGGGUCAGGCAGCCGGAGCAGCGGGGCCACCCCAGUGUCCGGCCCACCCCCGCCUCCGGCCAGCAGCACCCCUGCGGGGCAGCCCACUGCCAUCAACCGUUUGCAGAUGCAGCUGCACCUGCGUGGCCUGCAAAACAGCACGAAUGACCUGCGCAGCCAGCUUCAGCAAUUGCGAAAGCUCCAGCUACAGAACCUGGAGUCGCUGCGCGCGCUGCUGAAGGGCACGGAGGCGGAGCUGAGCAUGCGCGUGUCGGAGGCGGCGCGGCGGCAGGAGGACCCGCUGCAGCGGCAGCGCACCCUAGUGGAGGAGGAGCGGCUGCGCUACCUCAACGACGAGGAGCUCAUUACCCAGCAGCUCAAUGACCUGGAGAAGUCGGUGGAGAAGAUCCAGAGGGAUGUGUCCCACAACCACCGACUGGUGCCCGGGCCUGAGCUGGAAGAGAAGGCGCUGGUGCUGAAGCAGCUCGGGGAGACGCUGACUGAACUCAAGGCUCACUUCCCAGGCCUGCAGAGCAAGAUGCGGGUAGUGCUGCGUGUGGAGGUGGAGGCGGUGAAGUUCCUGAAGGAGGAGCCCCAGCGCCUGGAUGGGCUACUCAAGCGGUGCCGGGGGGUCACGGACACCCUAGCCCAGAUCCGAAGGCAAGUGGACGAGGGUGUGUGGCCACCCCCCAGCAACCUCCUGAGUCAGUCCCCCAAGAAGAUGACGGCUGAGACGGACUUCAACAAGAGCUUAGACUUCGAAAUGCCACCCCCUAGCCCUCCGCUGAACCUCCACGAGCUGAGUGGGCCAACCGAGGGGGCCCCUCCAGCCCCCAAGGCGGGCAACCCCACCAAAGGCCUGGACACUCCUGGCAAGAGAAGCGUGGACAAGGCUGUGUCUGUUGAGGCUGCCGAGCGGGACUGGGAGGAGAAGCGGGCAGCCCUGACCCAGUACAGCGCCAAGGAUAUCAACCGGCUGCUGGAGGAGACACAGGCGGAGCUGCUGAAGGCCAUCCCUGAUCUAGACUGUGCGAGCAAGGCCCACCCAGGCCCAGCCCCAACCCCGGACCACAAGCCCCCCAAGACCCCCCACGGCCAGAAGGCAGCCCCCCGAACGGAGCCCAGUGGGAGGAGAGGUUCAGAUGAGCUGACAGUGCCCCGAUACCGCACCGAGAAGCCCUCCAAGUCACCCCCGCCACCCCCUCCCCGCCGGAGCUUCCCCUCCUCCCAUGGCCUGACCACCACGCGCACCGGAGAGGUCGUGGUCACCAGCAAGAAGGACUCGGCCUUCAUCAAGAAGGCCGAGUCCGAGGAGCUGGAGGUGCAGAAGCCCCAGGUGAAGCUGCGCCGGACUGUGUCCGAGGUGGCCCGCCCAGCCUCCACACCCCCAAUCAUGGCCUCUGCCAUCAAGGAUGAGGACGAUGAGGACCGCAUCAUCGCAGAGCUGGAGGUGUUUGAGAGAAGCUCAGUGUCUCCCCUCCCCCCCACGCCCCGCCGCCAGCCGAUCCCCACCUUGCUGUCCCCCCCGGACCUGGGGCCCCCCAGGGGCUCAGCCCCGGGCCCCACAUGGAAGAGCGGCGGUGGCAGCGUGCCUCCCAUGAAGGUGGUGACUCCAGGGGCCUCUCGGCUGAAGGCGGCCCAGGGCCAGGCAGGCAGCCCCGACAAAGGCAAACAUGGCAAGCAGAGGGCCGAGUACAUGAGGAUCCAGGCCCAGCAGCAGGCUACUAAACCAUCUAAAGAGAUGAGUGGUUCGAAUGAGACCUCAAGCCCAGUCUCAGAAAAGCCUUCGGCUUCCAGAACCUCCAUCCCCGUAUUGACUUCCUUUGGAGCGAGGAAUUCUUCCAUCUCCUUCUAGAAGCUUCCUUAUAACCCCACCCCAGCCUGCCCUCCUCCCUCUUCCCUGCCAUAUCUCUCUUUCCUCUGCUUCCCUUCAUUUCCACCUCAUUGUCCAGAAUCUCUGAAGAGUUUGCCAUGGAUGUGGCCCUCUCAGCUCUCUCUGCCCAUCCCCUGUUGGUGUUUUUGGUUUUUUGAAUGAUUCAUUUUUGUCUUUUUUUUUUUUAAGGGGGAAAAAAAAAAGCAAACCAGUAAAACUAAAGACCAAAACACACCACCUUCCCUUGAUUUCUUAUUCCAGAAUGGCGCACUUCCUGUCACCGUCCUUCCCUUUUCUCUUUCCCCAUGCUCCCUCCCAAAUCCAUCCUGAAGUUCCUGCACCCCUGCCCUCCCUUCUCACUCCCCUCCCCAUGCUUCCCAAGAGCACUCCAAACAAACUCUGAGCCACGGAGACUUGGAGGGGCAAGACAGCCCCUUUCCCCCAUCUUCAGAAACCUUCCUGGAGGAAAACCUGGACAUUGGACCAACCCCAAAUUCAGGCUAGAAAAUUGGACGUAAGGAGACUUUGGCCCGGGAGGUGCCGCACCUGCCCACCCUCAGGACAUGACUGAAAUCUGCUGCUUCUCUGCUCCCAUCCACUCAUGCCCGGGUGGGCCUGGAGUCAAGACAGGUGGGCUGCAGAGGGAGGCCAGAGUCAGAGGGGCCUCUGGGUGGUGUGACGCCACUGAAUCUGUGUGUCCCUGGAGAGGAGCUGGCUUCCCGGGACCACCUCCCUGCGUGAGGAGCUGCCUGGCCCGUGCCAGCGGGAGGAACGGGGCACCUUUGGACUGCUGGCUGGGGACGGUGGGUUGAGCAGACAGCCUGACGCCGGGGACACUGUCUUGGGAGAGGGCAGACCCGAGGAGGGGUAUCUGAUAUUUUAGUUUCCUAAUUUAGCACUUUAAAUGACAUUAACUUAUUUAAUGGGGUGGGAUGGAUAAGAAUG
This is a messenger RNA of Dama dama (fallow deer), 5079 nucleotides long. It is a transcript of the gene SRCIN1, whose product is annotated as SRC kinase signaling inhibitor 1. The record is from RefSeq and is a predicted model, not a curated record. NCBI's taxonomy places the organism in Eukaryota, Metazoa, Chordata, Mammalia, Artiodactyla, Cervidae. Gene Ontology annotation, biological process: regulation of dendritic spine morphogenesis. Bases 1 to 4116 code for a protein of 1371 amino acids. Gene Ontology annotation, cellular component: cytoplasm; actin cytoskeleton; postsynaptic density. The transcript is spliced from 23 exons.